Molecule: messenger RNA, 2218 nt
Organism: Cimex lectularius (bed bug)
Lineage: Eukaryota; Metazoa; Arthropoda; Insecta; Hemiptera; Cimicidae
Gene: Bx42
Product: SNW domain-containing protein 1
Exons: 13
Coding region: 260-1879 (539 amino acids)
Biological process (GO): mRNA splicing, via spliceosome
Cellular component (GO): spliceosomal complex
Source: RefSeq, a predicted model, not a curated record
GACACGUACUGCUCGUCAUGGCGCAGUAGGCGAACUGUUAUACGAACAUGUAUAUAAUUGAGUUCUUGUUUUCUGUUGUGAUACAAUAAUGAGUUUGUUCUACAAUAUUUAGCUGAUAGUUUCUCGGUUUGAUAAUUGAAACAGUACUUGUUUUUUUUUAAGAAAAGUCCGUUUUAUUUUAAACCAGUCAGUUUACAGUGGUCGGAUUGUAAUAAACGUUGUUCAGACGCGCUUCGAGAGUGAGCAAAUUUGAGUAAAAAUGUCACUGUCAACGUUGUUACCUGCACCUACCCAGCCUAUCUGGGAUAUCGAAGAUGAAGCCAAAACAACUUGGCAGGCUACAUCAACUGCUCUUGUUUCCACAAGUCCUGCUGCCCCGCCAUAUGGCCAAAGGAGAGGAUGGGUGCCUAGAACUCUUGAAGAUUAUGGAGAUGGAGGAGCAUUCCCUGAGAUCCCAAUGGCCCAGUACCCUCUCAACAUGGGCCUGGAGAAAAAGGAAAGCUCUUCUAACGCUCUUGCAGUACAACUUGAUGCACAGGGCAAAAUAAAGUAUGAUGUUAUUGCAAGACAAGGGCACUCGAAGGACAAGAUCAUUUAUUCCAAACUCACUGAUCUUCUCCCGUCUGAGAUCAAAGGUGAAAAUGAUCCCAGUUUGGCAAAACCAGACGAAGAGACUAUACAGGAAACAACAGAAAGGACACGAUUAGCUUUGGAAAAAAUAACAAGUAGCAAAAUCGCCUCAGCCAUGCCUGUCCGUUGUGCUGAGAAAGCACCACCAGCCCAGUUUAUUCGAUACACACCAGCUCAACAGGGAUCUUCAUUUAAUUCUGGUGCAAAACAACGUGUUAUUAGGAUGGUUGAAGCUCAAAAAGAUCCACUUGAACCUCCUAAAUUCAAGAUUAAUAAAAAAAUCCCGAGAGGACCACCUUCUCCACCAGCUCCUGUACUUCAUUCACCGACUAGAAAAGUAACAGUUAAAGAGCAAAAAGAGUGGAAAAUACCUCCUUGUAUAUCUAACUGGAAAAAUGCCAAGGGUUACACUAUUCCGCUUGAUAAAAGGUUAGCUGCUGAUGGCCGAGGUUUGCAGCAAGUGCAUAUAAACGAAAACUUCUCAAAGCUUGCUGAAGCCUUAUAUAUCGCAGACAGAAAAGCACGAGAAGCUGUUGAAAUGAGGGCACAAUUAGAAAAGAAAUUGGCUCAGAAAGAGAAGGAAAAGAAGGAAGAGCAUUUAAGACAGUUGGCCCAAAAGGCUAGAGAGGAGAGAGCGGGAAUAAGAACUCUUGGCCAUGAAAAAGAUGAAGAAGCAAGGGAAAGAGAUCAGUUGCGAUUUGAGAGGCAUAAGGAUAGGGCUAGGGAAAGGAAUCUGGCAAGAGCUGCACCAGAAAAAAGGUCCAAGCUUGAAAGAGAUAGGGAAAGGGAUAUAAGUGAACAGAUUGCCCUCGGCAUGCCAGCGAAAUCACAGCCAUUAACAGGCGAAGCUGCUUUUGAUCAACGUCUUUUCAAUACGACCAAGGGCAUGGACUCAGGAUUCGGUGAUGAUGAGUCAUAUAAUGUCUAUGAUAAACCUUGGAGGGACGGCAACUCUUUAGCCAACCAUCUAUACAGGCCUGGUAAAAAUGUGGAUAAGGAGAUUUAUGGCGAUGAUCUGGAAAAAAUAAUGAAAACAAACCGGUUUGUGCCGGAUAAAGAAUUCAGCGGUACAGAUAGAGCAGGAGGUGGAAGAUCUUCGGGUCCUGUACAGUUUGAAAAAGAUGAAGAAGAUCCUUUUGGUUUGGAUCAGUUCUUGACGCAAGCUAAGAGAGGAGGAAAUCAAGGUUCUUCUAAAAGGAUGGCACCCAAAGAAGACAAAAGAGAUGAUAAAAGAAGACGACGUGAUUAAGGUUCCAACUUGUCAGCCAAACAUACUGAUGUCUCCAGUGUUUUCUGUAAACUAUUUUAAGUUUAGUAUUCCAAUGAAUUAAAGUCAGUAAUACACAGUAGUGUUGUAAUUGUUGUCAGCUGUAAUAUAAUUUUUUUGUCCCAUUCAUAAAGAGAAGUUCUCUUUGCUAAAUACAUUUUUCUUCUUUUUUUUUUUUUUUUAAUCAAAACUGCCUUCAUUUAUUUUACUUUUUAUACAUUCAUAUUAAAUGAAAAUGACAACACGCAAAAUGUAGAAGAGUGCAUGAACAUAUUCAGUACUAAACCCAGGGUUUUUACAAAUAAAAUUAUUUGCAUCCUA